This is a messenger RNA of Condylura cristata (star-nosed mole), 961 nucleotides long. It is a transcript of the gene ATG101, whose product is annotated as autophagy related 101. The record is from RefSeq and is a predicted model, not a curated record. Lineage: Eukaryota; Metazoa; Chordata; Mammalia; Eulipotyphla; Talpidae. Gene Ontology annotation, cellular component: phagophore assembly site. The transcript is spliced from 2 exons. The coding region runs from base 42 to 698 and encodes 218 amino acids. Gene Ontology annotation, biological process: autophagy; autophagosome assembly.
UGACCCCGCGCCCGGCGCUGGUGCGGGCCACGGGCUGCAGGAUGAACUGCCGCUCGGAGGUGCUGGAGGUGUCGGUGGAGGGGCGGCAGGUGGAGGAGGCCUUGCUGGCCGUGCUGCACACCGUGCUCCUGCACCGCAGCGCCGGCAAGUUCCACUACAAGAAGGAGGGCACCUACUCCAUCGGCACCGUGGGCACCCGGGACGUCGACUGUGACUUCAUCGACUUCACCUACGUGCGUGUCUCCUCCGAGGAGCUGGACCGCGCCCUGCGCAAGGUUGUCGGCGAGUUCAAGGAUGCACUGCGAAACUCUGGCGGCGAUGGGCUGGGGCAGAUGUCCUUAGAAUUUUACCAGAAGAAGAAGUCUCGCUGGCCUUUCUCUGACGAGUGCAUCCCUUGGGAGGUGUGGACAGUCAAGGUGCACGUGGUAGCCCUGGCCACGGAGCAGGAGCGGCAGAUCUGCCGUGAGAAGGUGGGGGAGAAGCUCUGUGAGAAGAUCAUCAACAUCGUGGAGGUGAUGAACCGGCAUGAGUAUCUGCCCAAGAUGCCCACGCAGUCAGAGGUGGACAAUGUGUUUGACACGGGGCUGCGGGAUGUCCAGCCCUACCUCUAUAAGAUCUCCUUCCAGAUCACCGAUGCCCUGGGCACCUCAGUCACCACCACCAUGCGCAGGCUCAUCAAAGACACACUGGCCCUCUAGGCCUGGCUGCGGCCUGUGGCUGCUCCCGUGGGCGCCUAGACCCCGCCUCUGGGGCUAGCCCUGUAAGGCUCGUGGGACGCUGGACUUGCUCUGGGUCCUUGAUGACACUUGGAAGGAGCCACCGGAUGACCGGGCUCGGUCCUCCUCUCGGCCUUUGCUGGUGUCGAGCCUGGCUGUGCUCCCUCCACUGUGGCGGUGGCCCCUUCCUGCUGCACUGUAAGGAGGAGCCACGCGCACGUGGGGAAUAAAGUCGAGAGCGCGAG